AUGACACGAAAGAUCAGAAUUGCGAUUUCGGGAGGUGGAGUGGCAGGUGCGGUGACAAUUCACGCCCUGCUGAAGCACUCUCACCUCGAUCCUCACAUCUUCGAGUCUGCACCGGCCUUCAAGGAAGCUGGUAUCGCUUUCGGUGUGACUCGUCAAGCUCGUACUUCACUGGCAUUGAUCGGCGACUCUGCAACGGAAUGUCUAAAGCGUGCUGGAGGCGUUCCUAUGAAAGGGGUACGCUUCUUCCUUGGUGAGGGAAAGGACGCUGGGGAGCUUGUGCACGAACGGGAUAAUGAGGCCAUGGGCAAGACCACGACGACCAUCGUACAACGAGCAAAUUUCCUUAGGGAGAUGCUGGCCGAUAUUCCUCCUGAACGAAUGCAUACCAGCAAGAAGCUGGAAAGUGUAGAUCGUCAAGGAGACGGCUCACUUCUUCUCCAUUUCGCUGAUGGCUCCACGCACGAGUGCGACAUCCUCAUUGGCGCCGAUGGCAUCCGUUCAACAGUCCGGAAAAUUAUUCUGGGUGAAAGUGACCCAGCAGCGAGCCCUCGCAACAGCGGGUCCUGGGCUGUGUUCACGAUGCAUCCGUAUGAGAAGGCGAGAAACAGUAUUGGUAAUGCUCCAGUCAACCAAGAAGACGCGCGAGAGUACGGCUGGACCGGCGAAGGGGGCUUCAUGUUGCACAAUCUCUUUAGCAAUGGAUCGCUCGUCCAAUUCACCGUGACUGGCAUUGAUCAGGACGCCAUCGAUUCCGAUAAGUGGCAACGCACAUUUACUCCCAAGGACUUCGAAGAAUUGUACAUCAGCAAAGGCUGGGUAUCGCAUAUGGAGCAGGCUGUGACCGACCUGCUUUGUGACGAACCAGAACGCCGGGGCAUAUAUCUUUUCGAACAUCCACACGCUCGCACCUACGUCGAUGGACCGAUAUGUGUCUUGGGCGACGCAGCACAUGCUACGACACCGUUCCAGGCAUCCGGAGGCGGCAUGUCCAUCGAGGACGCCAUGGUCAUUUCAGCUCUCUUAGGGAACGCCACAUCGCCAGCUCAGGCGCAGACUGCGUUGAAGGUCUACGAUCAGGUUCGACGUCCUCGAACGCAGAAGAUCGUAGACUCAAGUUGGGUGACGGGCAAGAUGCUCAUGGGCGUUGAUGAGAGCGCUGGAAUGGAUCCGAAGAAGCUCAAAGAGGCCUUGCUGCAUCGCUGGGACUUCAUUCUGGAUUUCGACAUCCCACAACAUCGGGAGGAGGCUCUCAACUUGUUGAAACAGCAGGUGUGA
Messenger RNA from Zasmidium cellare ATCC 36951, 1275 nucleotides. RefSeq lists its product as uncharacterized. The transcript has a single exon. Gene Ontology annotation, molecular function: FAD binding. Gene Ontology annotation, biological process: secondary metabolite biosynthetic process. Bases 1 to 1275 code for a protein of 424 amino acids. The record is from RefSeq and is a predicted model, not a curated record. NCBI's taxonomy places the organism in Eukaryota, Fungi, Ascomycota, Dothideomycetes, Mycosphaerellales, Mycosphaerellaceae.